This is a messenger RNA of Glycine soja, 892 nucleotides long. RefSeq names its product dehydration-responsive element-binding protein 1D-like. Gene Ontology annotation, biological process: regulation of DNA-templated transcription. The record is from RefSeq and is a predicted model, not a curated record. The transcript has a single exon. Gene Ontology annotation, molecular function: DNA-binding transcription factor activity; DNA binding. The coding region runs from base 99 to 686 and encodes 195 amino acids. NCBI's taxonomy places the organism in Eukaryota, Viridiplantae, Streptophyta, Magnoliopsida, Fabales, Fabaceae.
AGAUGAAAUUUCAGAAUUAUGGAUCUCGAGUAGUAUUUAUACCCAUCUGUGUUUGAUAGCACGCUAAGUACAUUAGAAGGAAAACAAGACGGGACGAAAUGCAGAAACGGAGGGCUGGGAGGAAGAAGUUCCACGAGACGCGUCACCCGGUCUACAAGGGGGUGAGGCAGAGGAACGGGAAGUGGGUGUGCGAGCUGCGACAACCUAACAACAAAAACGCGCGCGUGUGGCUCGGAACAUUCACGCACCCCGACAUGGCUGCUAUAGCGUACGAUGUUGCCGCCUUGGCUUUCAAGGGCGACAAUGCUUCCUUAAACUUCCCGCACGCCGCCACCUCGUUGCCGCGCCUCAACUCGCGGACGUGUUCCGUUAGGGCCAUUCAGUUUGCGGCGACGCAGGCGGCGGAGAAGCAUUUUUCUUGUGCAGAGUCUCAACAACUCCAAAGGGAGGGUUCCUUAGAAGGAUCAGGUUCUGGAAGCUUCUCUUUGGACGAAGACUCUUCGGAGUUUUCGUCAAAAGAAGGAGGUUCUGAAAGGUUCUUUUGGGAUGAAGAGGAGGUGUUUAACAUGCCGGAGUUGCUGAACAGCAUGGCCGAAGCGUUGAUUAUCACACCGCCGGCAUUGGAAAGAGGGUUCAAUUGGGUUGGUGGGGAAACCACUGUGGAUUUGACUCUGUGGUCAAACUGAUGACCACUUAGGUAAACCCAAAAAACACUUGCACACUGUCUCUCCAAACCAGAGAGGAACUUGCAAUUUCUGUUGCAAUAUAUAUAUAUAUAUAUAUAUAUAUAUAUAUAUAUAUAUAUAUUAAUAGUCUGUAGAUGUAAUUCAUCAUAGAUAUUAGUGAUAAAUUCAAAAGUUAUAUAGCGAUUGCUGUAUGGUCGAUAUUUUAA